This is a messenger RNA of Camponotus floridanus (Florida carpenter ant), 1725 nucleotides long. RefSeq names its product corticotropin-releasing factor-binding protein (gene crh-BP). The transcript is spliced from 7 exons. The record is from RefSeq and is a predicted model, not a curated record. Gene Ontology annotation, molecular function: corticotropin-releasing hormone binding. NCBI's taxonomy places the organism in Eukaryota, Metazoa, Arthropoda, Insecta, Hymenoptera, Formicidae. The coding region runs from base 206 to 1201 and encodes 331 amino acids. Gene Ontology annotation, biological process: negative regulation of corticotropin-releasing hormone receptor activity; hormone-mediated signaling pathway; negative regulation of corticotropin secretion.
UUGUGCGUCGCGACGCCACCAGAACACCUGCCGCGCUCGGGCCAACCCCACGAUUUUGCGCUCUCUGAUCUCUCGAUAGCGAUCGAAAAGACAGACAACGGCCGAUCCAGCUGUGAGGGAGAGAAAGAAAGAGAGAGAGAAGUUUAGUUCUUUACUUUACGCAUAGUUUUUCGCCGAUUCUGUUUCUUUCUGAUCGGUGAGAAAGAUGUUCUCCAAGUCGAUUUCAGCAUCGAUCCUCUUGUUCAGCGUCGUCGGCGCGUUUCAUGUUGUGAGAGCAGCGAUUGACAACGAUCACCGACAGCAACAGUUAAUCAAUGAAGCUGCCAAUAUUUUGGCUUAUGAAGCGGGAGCGAAGACUUCAUUUGAAAUAUCUCGAGAACGUUAUCAACCAAUUACAGACUGCAUGUUUGUUACCUCGGAAAAUGGGCCGUUUUCCUAUAUAUCGCCGUCCGACAGUGAUGACGUUUGUGGAAUAUACUUUUUAACGGAUCCAGAUCGCACAAUAGAGGUUCAUUUCGAGAGCUUCGAUGUUCCCUGCGAUCAUCAUGGGCUUUUGGCGGUAGUUGACGGCUGGGAAUUAAACGGCGAAUUAUUUCCAAGCGAGGGCGACCAUUCGUUACCAAUAAAAGAAAGAGUGACAGAGUUUUGCGGUAAGAGCAGGUGGUAUCGAAGUAAGAAGAUCUUUACGAGCUCACAGAAUGCUGCGCUCCUCCAAUAUAGAAUACCUAUGCGUGGGAAAGGUUUCGUCGUAUCCGCGAGAUAUCCAAAAAAUCCAAGACCCUGCAACGUCCUAUCGGUGAGCACCACGGAUCCAUUCACGCUCCGCAAUUACGGCAGACGGAUUAAUUGCACUCUCAUAGCGAUAUAUCCCGGUAUCGUGCAGGUGAUCGCGCUCGGGGUCGGCGGCACCAACUUGCACGGCGUCUCUCGCAUGACGGAAACCGGCACUCUACAUAAAUGCGAUACGAAGAGUCCGCAGGAUCAAGUACAAAUCGGAGGCAGUCGUAAUUUGGAUACAACAAAGCUCGACGUAAUCGAUUCCAUCUGCGGCAUCGACUCCAAACCGGAUAUAAAAGAGUCUGUGCCGUACGAUGUGACAAUCGUACGACUAAUAUCGAGCGGUUACUGCGAUAAUUCGGUGACGGUGGCAAUAAGAUCAAUUAUAGACAACGAUAUGCUGGAGAUCGCUUCUGGUCUUUAAACAAUUGCUUCGUACAGUUUCAUCUCGUUCGCAUUUACUAUGUAUCUAUUCUUGACGUUUAUCUUUGAACGAGCGAGCGCAACACUAACACAAUGGGAGGGAUCGUUGCAUAGAAUGUAUCCCAUCGCCGUAUUUUAGCUUAUACAGAUCGUAUAUUUGUGUUGCAUGUUAAAUGGGUGUCGCAUACGCACGAAUGAGAAGAGACGAGUUCUAUCUAAGACUGAUUAUUCUAAUUAUUCUUUUUUUCAUAUUCUCCUAUCGAACAUAUUCUAAUAUUUCAUCUACUUCAUAAACGAACUUUUACUUCUAUACCACUUCUAUAUAGCUGUGAAAGUAAAAAGAUUUAUGAGAUUAAUUUCGGAUACUUUUCGAUUCGACGCUUUUAAUAGAAAAGUAAAAGAUAAUAUAUAGUAAGUGUGAAGUGUGUGUAAACAUUUAUUUGAAACAUCUUCAUAAUGGUGUUAUUAAUUGCGAUUAGCGUAAUAUUGGAAUAAUUUUUGAUGAUAAAAUUAAUACAAUCUUUA